Molecule: messenger RNA, 3907 nt
Organism: Triticum dicoccoides
Lineage: Eukaryota; Viridiplantae; Streptophyta; Magnoliopsida; Poales; Poaceae
Product: disease resistance protein Pik-1-like
Exons: 3
Coding region: 326-3391 (1021 amino acids)
Biological process (GO): defense response to other organism
Molecular function (GO): ADP binding
Source: RefSeq, a predicted model, not a curated record
CAUCUAUCAGAUCUUGAUUCCCUUCCCUAAAAAAAAAAUCUUGAUUCCCAGCGUCCAGAUCCAGCCGGCUCUCCCGUCCGUGCAUUGAGAAGUCAAAGGAAGACUCCCAGCAUGCUCCACCAGACACAGCUCGACCUUGUCCCCAAGAAGGCCGACUGACAGUCUUGUAUAGUAGAGAGGGACGAAACCAAGAAUAGUCUCUUCCUAGCUCCUGCGCGCAUCGGCCAUGGUUCAAGGCUUCAAUCUAGAUCUGUCGGAACUGAAUGGUGAUCAUCGUGUUGCAUCCAUUAUAUAGCUGGAGUGUCGAUCGGAUUGCGAGAGAGUUAUGGGGGCGGUGGCCGCUUCCGAGCAGAGGGCGAAGAAAACGAUGAAGGAAGCAUUAGAGGAGAUAGAGCCGCUCCCCUGGAGGAUGUCCGAACUGCUGCAGUACCAUAGCGGGCGGCGCCUCAGUGCUGCCGAUGACCGAAUAUUACAGAUUUUCCGGCUCGUUGUGGUCGAGCUGAGAGACAUCGCAGCAUCACUGGACCAGCUUCUGCCACUGCUGGAUCUCAGACCGUACCAUGUCGAGAACUAUGAGCUGUGGCUGCUCAAGUUGAGGAAUCUUGCUCGAUAUAUCGGGAACCACCUCGAUAAGUACGAGCGUUUCAUCACAAGAAAAGAACAGGAAACGUAUGUGCGAACUGCCUGCUUCCGUUGUGAUUCAGAGUUCCGGUUACCGCAUCCGGAUGUAACGCGACUCAUCGAGGAAGAGCUUUCCUGGAUCAACGGACAACCUUACAGGUACGAGCAUCUUAUGUUGGCCGGAGAUGACGAUAGUAUCCCCUUAAGUGGGAUGCCGCAGCUGCAACCCUACGCGACGGAGGCCGGGACCGUUGCACGCGGGGACCUUCUUGUUGGCAUCGAGAGCACCAGAAAGAAGCUGCUCAGGUGGUUCACGCCCGCCCAGGAAGACAACAUGGCUCUCAGUAUCGUGUCCAUGGUUGGACCCGCUGGGGUGGGGAAAACGGCUCUUGCCAAUGAGCUCUACCGACACCUCCAACAAAUCGGAGGUGAUGGACCCUACUUCGAGUGCUACGCUUUGGCCAAUGUGUCCCCGAGGCCUUGCAUCAAGGUGCUUCUGAGACACAUUCUCUGCCAGAUCGACAAACAAGCAGCUAUAGCACCAGCGUCGAUAUCCACGGGGACAUCCGAAAUCACCAUGUCAGAAGACGGCGAGGACCAGGAUGAGCAGGAGCUGGUUCGCAACAUUGAUCAGUACCUUCAAGACCGCAGGUACCUCAUCGUAAUUGACGAUCUUUGGAAAGAAUCCGAUUGGGAUAUCAUCAGCAGUGCUUUGCCACGUAAUAACAGAGGAAGUCGGAUAAUAGUAACUACACGAAUCAGGAGCGUGGCUUGGUACACAUGUUGUUCCAAUGGUCUGAUGCAUGAGGUUAAGCCUCUUAACGAGCUAGAUUCACAAAUGCUUCUGUUGCAAAGUGUUUUCGGCUCCAAGAACUAUUUGUGGCCAGACAAUUUGAAGCAAUCUCGUGAUGAAAUUUUGAGACGCUGUCAAGGUAUACCAUUCUUCAUAUCUGGUAUGGCUGACUGGUUGAGAGAACAAGAGGUCCAGAAAUUCUAUAGCAACGGUAGCCUGGACUGCCUGGUAGAAGAAGUUCCCCAAUUUCCCAGACUGCUCAAGCAAUUCGAACAAACAUUGUAUCCUACUUAUGAUGAUCUUCCAUACUGGUCGAAAGUAUUGCUGCUAUACAUGAGCAUGUUUCCUGAGGGUUAUAUGUUUAACAAGGAUAGUCUCAUUCGGAAAUGGAUCGCCAAAGGGCUGAGUGGUUCGUAUGAAGAAGCAGAGGCGUGUUUCUCCAUGCUUAUCGACAGGAACGUCGUCACGCGAGCAAUAAACAUUUGGGAGCCCACCACUCAAGUGGAGGAAAAUUGCCGUUGGCAAGUAAAUUAUUUCAUGCUGCAGUUCCUGGCUUACAGAUUGGAUGACAAGGGCUUUGCUUGUGCCAGCGGCAUGCGCUGCGCUUCUCCAGAAGCAAUGGGAAACAAGAAACUGCGGUGGUUGUCUGUAAACCAGCCUGACCGGGAGCUCGAAAUGCUUCUGAGUAGAAGAAGCAACCUUUCUCACUUCCACAACGCUCGUUCGUUAUCUAUAUCUGGUGCGGUGGACGACCUACUAUUCCCUCUUGAUAAGUUUAUCUAUCUGGUGGUGUUGGACCUUGAAGGUUGGCAGUGCUUCAAGGACGAAGACAUGUUGUUGAUAUGCAGCAGCAGGAUGCUCCUUCUCCGUUAUCUGAGCGUGAAGAAUACAAGAGUCCGCAAGCUCCCUGCCAAGAUCAAGGAGCUGCGCAGUUUGGAAACGUUGGACAUGAGCCACACAGAGGUCAGUGAGCUCCCAUCAGAAGCGUGCGAGCUGUCACGGUUGGAGAUGCUGGACCUAAGGAGCACGCCAGUCAGGCAGCUGCCGGAACAAAUCCGGAAGAUGCGGUCGAUGAGGCAUCUGCUCAUUGGCGAUUAUGGAGAUGGCCGCAACGGUGGAACGACAAUUCCCGAUGGGAUUGGGUGUCUCUUGGAUCUUCGUACUCUAGCAACCGUUCAUCUAAGCGUAUGCUCCGCAAGACUCGUAGAGGCGCUUGGUGGAAUGGAGAAACUAACAGAGUUGGCCAUAACAUGGUCUUUUCACCAGUGCUCCAACAGAAGAUACCAAGAAGCUCUGCACUGUUCCUUCCAAAAAUGGCGGGGGCUCAAGUCUCUGUCGAUCCAUGGCGGACAAGGUUCUUGCGUUGAGUUCCUAGAUUCUCUGCCUGAUCAAGGUCGGUCCAAUGAUCUUGAGAAAUUCAAGGUGACGGGUGGUGGAAGGUUCGUCAGGCUUCCACAAUGGUUCCAGGGGCUCGAUUGCCUUGCUUUUGUGGAGAUCACGGUUUUGAGGCUAGUGACAGAAGAUCUGAGUAUCCUAACGAACUUGCCGAGCUUGGAGCACCUUUCGCUCGGUCUGGACUUCCUCCCAGAGGAAGCAAUAGUGAUUGGCAGGGCUGGGUUCCGCAAGCUUGAGAGGUUGUGCAUUGGCUGCCGAUUCCCAUGGCUCACUUUCAGCCAAGGUGCCAUGCAGAGGUUAAGAUAUCUCGAGAUGAAGAUUGGCGGACACCCAGUGAGUCGAUCAGGCAGCGUUCUUGCGGGUAUCAACAACCUCUGCUCCGUGUCGGAGGUGUCCAUCCAUUACAACGUACGCUACAGCAACAACCGUGGUGUCAUCUUGACGAUUGAGACGGUGAGGAAGGAAGUAGCUGAGCAUCUGAACCCGAUCAGCGUAUUUGUCAACGGCAUACAAGAUCAAGAUGAGAAUUUUGAGGCAGUUGCAGGGAUCAGUGGCGAUGGGGGUGUUGAAGGGUUGCAUUAGGUCUCUACAUUUGCCGGCAUGGCCUGGUCAUUACCAGAAAUGACAGGUGUUUAACCGUGAAGUUUCCUCUUCUGUGAGUAUAGACCGGUGGCUCUGGUGCUUCAGUGGAAAGCCCUCCUACCAGCAAAGCGACGGGAAGCGGUCUCUAAGAUCUAAUUCAUCUUGCUGGUUGACCGAGCGGUUCGGAGUGGUGAGAUUGAUGUUCUUCGCUGUGGACUGUACGAGUCAUUUACCUGGAGCUUUUGUAAUGGCGCAGUCCCGCCUCUUCUAUGUUUUUGCUGUUACGAUGGUACAAAGGCCUAGGUCAGCUCUUCGUAUUCAGAAAAUAUCCUUCUAGUUAUCCGUUGCUUAUGUACACAAGCAGGUCAAUGCCCUGGCAAGGACAUCCUUUCUGUUUCUAGCAUGAUUUCCUUCACGCUUCUUUCUGUAAAAGAAAGAAAAUAACUCCAUGCCCGUCCGUAGCCAGAUUUCGUGGCAGUACUUGGUUGGCUUUCCAUAAACAGCUGGGAUGUAAGA